CUGGACUUUUGUCGCGGACCCUGAAAUUCCAUCAACUCGAUUUCCAGUUGUCCGAUCUCAGGAUUCCGUGACUUAUUCCUUUACCGAAACAUUUUUGGCAACUUUUAGCUCCAAACCAAAACAACGUUUGGCGACCACCUAAGUGCUUCUAGAAGGACAACGUAAAAAGGUCGUACGGUGCCCACCACUGCAUCCCCCACGCUUGAUAUUCACCUAUACUUUGCAUACUGUACCUACUGUCGCAUUCAGCCUUCCGAUUGCCUGCAUAUUGUCCUCAUAGUGUCUUCCCCCAUCUCGACGUAACGAUGCGACGGAGCGUUAUCGUUGCGCGGUCCUCCGCAGGAUCCUUGGCUCGCGCCGCCGUCUACCAACAGCACCUCCAGCCCCGGCGCAUGUUUGCAAGCGGCAGUGGCACCCCUCCCAGCAAAAGCGAGCCUCUUACGACUCCGGUCGACCGACCCCAGGACCAGGCGCAACCCAUUGGUGCUUAUUACGAGGGCGUUCUCCAGGGUAGCAAAAACUACCCGGACACGAAGCCCGAGUUGCCCCCGGUGACCUCCCAGAAAUACACGACCAAGCUUGCGCCCGCCGAGCCGGAAGCCAAGCCGGAACUGGAGAAGAAGCAACAAGCGGAAUCGGAGCCGAAGCCGAAGCAGGACGACAAUGCCCAGGGGACGUCCUCUCAAAGUGCCCAAGAUCCUACUCCAAGCAGCAACCCUAGCGGCGACCUUAGCGGCAGCGACGGCAGCGGCACAGUCCCAGAAGCCUCCUCAUCUCCUUCGCCCCAAAUCCUUGAAGACGGCGAAGCCGGCAACACCCGCAUCAUCUUCUCUGCCAGUCUAACCAGCGAAGCCAGACGGGCCGAGCGUCUCGCCUCCAUCCGUUCUCAAUCCAAGCUCGUCGCCGGCGUGCUCGUUCCCCCACGGCCUGAAGAGCCCGAAAACUGCUGCAUGAGCGGAUGCAUCAACUGCGUGUGGGACAUGUACCGGGACGAGAUGGAGGCGUGGGCGACGGCGACGGCGGAGGCCGAGCAGCGGCUUGCUGCGCAGCAGGCUGGACUGGGCGAGGAGGGUGUGGUGGCGGCUACGGGGGCGGUGGAGGCUGGGGGGAGUCAGCAAACUCCUUCUACUUCUACCUCUACAGCAGCAGGCGAUGGCCAAGAACAGCAGACGAUAGUCAAGGGCACAGAAUUGGCGGGCACGGCGCAUUCGGUGGUCGACCAGAGGGGAGCCGUUAGUAUGGAUGAUGACGGGGGCGGAAGUUCGAGUAAUUGGGACUUUGGAACGGCUCAGAGUCCUGCGACUGGCACCGCCGGUACUACAAAGACUUUGACUUCGACCUGGGACGACAACCUGUACAAGAAUGUGCCGGUUGGGAUCCGCGAGUUCAUGAAGCAAGAGAAGAGGCUGAAAGAGAAGCAUGCGCGCGAGGGGACCGUUGGGUAG
Molecule: messenger RNA, 1445 nt
Organism: Neurospora hispaniola
Lineage: Eukaryota; Fungi; Ascomycota; Sordariomycetes; Sordariales; Sordariaceae
Product: oxidoreductase-like protein
Exons: 2
Coding region: 306-1445 (379 amino acids)
Cellular component (GO): mitochondrion
Source: RefSeq, a predicted model, not a curated record